This is a messenger RNA of Musca domestica (house fly), 1907 nucleotides long. RefSeq names its product beta-1,4-glucuronyltransferase 1-like. Lineage: Eukaryota; Metazoa; Arthropoda; Insecta; Diptera; Muscidae. Bases 248 to 1609 code for a protein of 453 amino acids. The transcript is spliced from 2 exons. The record is from RefSeq and is a predicted model, not a curated record.
CGUUUUUUUUUUUGGGCAAUUAAUAAACAAAUGAUGCCGUAAAACAGGCAGACCCACUAGAGCAACCAAACCCCAUCACCACCUGUGAAAAGAAAAACCUAUAAAAAAUUGAAAUUUUCUUUAAUGUCAAGAUCGGAAAAAAGAAGAAACUAAGAGAGAAAAGAAAAAAAUAUUGAAAUAAGAAAAUUGUUGAAAAAAUUAUUUCAAAUGUAAAUCGCCACCUCGCCGCCGCCGCCGCCACCGAAAAAUGCGAAAUAAAAUGGAUGUGAAAAUUUUGAAACGUUUCACAUUUCUGUAUCGUCGGAAUUUUGAAAUUUUCCUUCUAAUAUUUACCAUGUCGAUAGCUUGUAUACUCUUGACCCAUCAUGUCCGGUCGGCAAUUAAAAAUGUCCGUUACGAUCGUCAGCUGCGGGGCGAAAGCAUAACCGUGUCGAUGGAUAAACGACAAAUACGCAAUGACCGAUUGAAAUCGAUGCUGCAUUGCUUCGAUAGGCCCCUGCAAAUGGAACAGCUGCAAUAUGGCCACUACUGGUUGCUGAAAAAUCUGAUACGAGGACGUCGCAGCAUUUAUAUGGGUUGUACCGAAUCCAUAACCUAUACCACAAAUGGAGAUUAUACGUUUCUGGAUAAUAUUGAAAUGGUAGUGACACGUUGGAUGGGCCCCGUCAGCCUGGCCCUCUUCGCCCCCGGCUAUGAUUUCAACGCCACCAUGGAUUCCAUACAAUAUGCCCGCCACUGCUUGCCAGAAAGUGGUCUCAUCCGAGACUAUGUCACAUUUCACAUUUACUUCCCCAAUGAUCAUAUGCCCCCCGAACGGGUACCUCUGACCGAAGAAGAAGCUCUCGAAUGGCCAUACGAUUGUCAAUUGGCCGAGGCUCCAUACGAGAAUGUGGAUCGUUCGAAUAUGUAUAAGACAAAGAAAAAUCUCACUUAUCCCAUAAAUGUGGGCCGGAAUAUUGCGCGGAGGGCGGCAAAUACUCAUUUCAUCUUUGCCUGUGACAUUGAGUUGUAUCCAAGUCGAGGAUUGAUUGAACAAUUUCUGGAUAUGGCCUAUGACAAUGUCACAUUGGUGGCACCCAGCCGGGAGGGUAAGGCCAUGAGGGUAUUUGUCCUGCCCGUAUUUGAGUUGAAAAAAGAUGCUGCCAUCCCAGAUAGUAAAAAGGAAUUGGUGCCAAUGCUACGUGCGAAGAAGGCAAUACCCUUCCAUUACUAUGUCUGCAAGUCGUGUCAUGUUGUGCCGCAACAGGAACACUGGGUCAAUGCAACCUUUAGUGAUAAGCUGUCCGUUUUUACGGUGGGUAAACGCCACAAAAAAUACGUCUAUUGGGAGCCAUUCUACAUAAGCGACAAUCAUGAGCCGCUGUUCGAUGAACGUGUUACCUGGGAGGGCCAGUCGAAUAAACGCAUACAAAAUUAUGCCAUGUGUCUGCUGGACUAUGAAUAUCAUAUCCUACAUCCGGCAUUUCUGGUCCAUUCGCCGGGCAUCAAGAAAUACAAUCCGAAAUCGGAACGUCAGCAGUAUGUGGGGCCUAUGAAUAAAUUUAUUGCGCAGAAAAUCAAACCGGAAUAUGCGGUGUUGUAUGGCACGAAUAAGGAGUGUAGGGUGUGAGGGGAGGAGGAGGAGGAAAUGGGAAAUGGGGAACAAAGAGGCAUGAUGCAGGAUUCAGUAUUUAGAGGAGGAAAAAAUUCGUAAUUGUGACCCCAAGUAUGAAAAUGAUUCGAAUUACGACCCGCCUUGCCAAGAAGCUUCCGGCAUAGCCAAGGAUUUAUUUUUAGAGGAAUUUUUCAAAGAAUUUUAAAUCAUCGAUCUAGUGAUAAUAAAUAAGUAUUUUUUAAAAAGAUUUUUUUUAAUUGAAAUAAAUUAUUACAUGUGCGGAUCUUAUAUAUAGUGUAAGGAUAUUUUAGAA